Messenger RNA from Aplosporella prunicola CBS 121167, 603 nucleotides. RefSeq lists its product as uncharacterized. The transcript has a single exon. The record is from RefSeq and is a predicted model, not a curated record. Bases 1 to 603 code for a protein of 200 amino acids. Lineage: Eukaryota; Fungi; Ascomycota; Dothideomycetes; Botryosphaeriales; Aplosporellaceae.
AUGCCCACCCCUCUCUCUCUGCAGCCCCAUUCACUCACCAUGACCAUGACCAUGACCAUGACCACAAAAAGCAGCAUAGCGCCUGCAGAGAUUUACAUGCGAAGAGUGUGGCGUGUGUGUGUCCCCCAGUUGCCCAGUUGUCUGGGGCACCCCGCCUCGUCAUACCCGAGUGGCCGCGACCUUUUGCCUCAAGCUUUUUUUUCUCGAAUGGGCCCUCGAUCGGGCUCCGUUUUACGUCAGGCCGUUGGCGAGCACAAGAGGGCCCUUCGUUUCUUGAUCCUGCGCCCGCGGCGCUGGGUCGGCGGCGGUUUCGCAUUGAAAAUCACACCGUUGGCCCGGCUCGGGGAUGUGCCUGCCGAGCCCGCCAUUGGCCGUGUCGCGCCCUCUUCCCGCAAACCCGGUCAGGUACACCGAGAUAGAAAGCUGCUCCAAAAAGCUCAAAGCUGCAUUGCAGACGCUCUCACCGAAACUCUCGCCCCCGUCCCCGUCCGCCGCGUGCGCGCGCCUGCGCCAAACGAGUCCCCUGGCGCCGUUGCAGCCAAGAGCCUGGAGCAACGCCCGCCUUUUCUUAGCGUCCGGACCGCGCGUCACCACCCCAAGUAA